AUGGCUGAAAGUACCACGGUAGAUCCUGUUUCAAUUGAUAACAAAUUUAUUCCAUGUGAAAAUUUGGAAAAAACUGAAGAAAAUAAUCAAGCAGAUGGCAAAGAAAAUGUGCAGAAUAAAGAAGAAGGUAAUAAAGAUGAAAAAGUAAAGGAAGAUAAAGUUAAAAUGUGGAAAUUAGAUAACUUUGAGAUUGGCAGAAAUCUUGGAAAGGAACAGAUAGAGAAAUUUCAAGUUCGUGUACAAAUCAAAAGAGAAAUAGAGAUUCAAUUUCAUCUUCGCCAUCCAAAUAUCCUCAGAUUGUAUGGUUAUUUUUACGAUGAUACAAGAAUUUAUCUAAUUCUUGAGUAUGCUGCCCGAGGAACUUUAUUUAACUAUCUUCAAAAACAAAAGAAAUUAGAAAAUGCUGUUGCUGCUAAAUAUCUUUAUCAAUUAACCGAUGCAUUGGAUUAUUGUCAUGGACUUGGUGUAAUUCACAGAGAUAUUAAACCAGAAAAUUUAUUAAUUACUGUGAGGGAUGACCUUAAAAUUGGUGAUUUUGGAUGGUCUGUAUAUACACCUGAUUCACGGCGUCAAACUGUUUGUGGCACUCUAGAUUAUUUGCCACCAGAAAUGAUAUCUCAAACUAACAAAAGUUAUGAUAGUAAAGUUGACCAUUGGUCUGUAGGAGUUUUAGUUUAUGAAAUGUUAGUUGGUACAGCUCCUUUCGGCGAUGCAACUACCAAAAAUACUCUAUUGAAGAUAAGUCAGGCAAGAUUUACAAUUCCUGAUUUCGUUCAUAAGAAAGCAGCUGAUGUUAUUCAAUCGUUAUUGAAGAUUGCUCCGAGCGCCAGAGCUUCACUAAGUGAUGUCAAAAAUUCUGAAUAUGUUAAGGAGUUCUACAAUAAAACUGAAUAA
This is a messenger RNA of Strongyloides ratti, 894 nucleotides long. Its product is annotated as Protein kinase domain and Serine/threonine-/dual specificity protein kinase, catalytic domain and Protein kinase-like domain-containing protein. Bases 1 to 894 code for a protein of 297 amino acids. Gene Ontology annotation, cellular component: spindle midzone; spindle microtubule; spindle pole centrosome. The record is from RefSeq and is a predicted model, not a curated record. The transcript has 4 exons. Gene Ontology annotation, molecular function: protein kinase activity; ATP binding. NCBI's taxonomy places the organism in Eukaryota, Metazoa, Nematoda, Chromadorea, Rhabditida, Strongyloididae. Gene Ontology annotation, biological process: mitotic spindle organization; regulation of cytokinesis; protein phosphorylation.